Rhea pennata is the source of this 1016-nucleotide messenger RNA. RefSeq names its product mitochondrial ribosomal protein L47 (gene MRPL47). The transcript has 7 exons. Gene Ontology annotation, biological process: mitochondrial translation. Gene Ontology annotation, cellular component: mitochondrial large ribosomal subunit; mitochondrial ribosome. Gene Ontology annotation, molecular function: structural constituent of ribosome. The coding region runs from base 7 to 864 and encodes 285 amino acids. Lineage: Eukaryota; Metazoa; Chordata; Aves; Rheiformes; Rheidae. The record is from RefSeq and is a predicted model, not a curated record.
AGGCUCAUGGCCGCCAUGGCUGAGACUGGCACAGCGGCAAGGCCGAGCGAAGCCCUUCCCCACGGCGAGAAUGAAGCUAAGGGGUGGCCAUCUUGGGGCCGGGCAGAUCGCUCCGCCUCCUUCCGGCGCCCCAGCGGGGAGCCGCUGGGCAUUGUGGGAGCGGGCGGCGGGUGUCAUGGCGGCGGCCGCGGGCGCGCUGUGCGGACGUCUUGGGGGCUAACAUUGAACCUAUUCCAGAAGAACCUAGCAAAAGUUGAGCCCCUCCACCGUUUUAAGCUUCUGCACACUACUUCUGCUCGGAAAGGCCUGGAGGAGUUUUUUGAUGAUCCUCAAAACUGGGGAGAAAAAACAGUAAAGUCCGGAGAUGCAUGGAAUAUAAAGCAGCUGAGAGGCAAGAGUAGUGAAGAUCUGCACAAGCUUUGGUAUGUCCUACUGAAGGAAAAAAACAUGCUUUUAACUUUAGAACAAGAAUCAAAGCGACAACACAGGCCAAUGCCAAGUCCAGAACGAUUAGAAAAGGUGGAAAAAUCUAUGAAAAAUAUAGAUUUGGUUGUCAGAGAAAGAGAAGAUGCAUUGAGGCUUUUACAAACUGGCCAGGAAAAACCAGUACCUGGAGAGUGGAGACAAGACUUCUUAGGACGCACCUACUGGUACACUUACAAGGAGUGGCCAAUACCAUGGUACUUGAACAAAAAAUACAAAAAAAGGAAAUUCUAUUACUUACCUCAUGUAAAUCACUUCAUCAGGCUCAGAAUCGAAAAAAGCUUAUGUAGAAGGGCAAGAAGGCAAAAUCUAGAGAAGAAGCAGCAGAAGCUUUUAGAAGUGAAGUUCCCUCACCUUGCCGUGAAGUCUCAGAGCCAGUGAGCUCCUGGAAGAGCACAGCAGCUGCUUGUUUGACUGUGACUAGACUGAAAUGAAGUUCUGAAACCAGUGAACAAGUUGACUGCACUUUCCUGAGACUAUCUUUUUAUUAUCUCACAAAUCUGACCAAAAUUAAAUUGUCAUCUGGAAUUAAA